Molecule: messenger RNA, 2038 nt
Organism: Anolis carolinensis (green anole)
Lineage: Eukaryota; Metazoa; Chordata; Lepidosauria; Squamata; Anolidae
Exons: 2
Coding region: 211-1800 (529 amino acids)
Molecular function (GO): zinc ion binding; nucleic acid binding
Source: RefSeq, a predicted model, not a curated record
AACCCUGCUACUAGAGCCUGGAUGUGGCUCUGAGUUUCAGGGUCACUGACAUUGAUAAGACACCUGCGUCCCAGGACUCGGAGGAGAAACGGCUGAUGGACUUGGCGGGGAAUUUGCGCGGGGUUUUACUGAGCGGGAAGAGACUGUUCAAAUGAGGGGGAGGGUAUAUAAAGGAGGGUUGGCCGGAGCCUCCCAUUCUUGGCUUUUCUGAUGUUCAUGUUUCCUACAGUAAAAGUUCCUGGUGAUACCACAGAGAGUCUCGUGUGUUCAUUCAGGAGCGGCUGUGGUGAGCUGACACUAAGCCAAGAAUACGGACACCAUCCCGCUGUAGCGGUGAGGUGUAACAUGCAAGUGGAGGAUGAAGAGCUCUUGGGCGCCGGAGGAGGAAGGUCGGAAAGGGCCACUCCCGAGACGGACGCUGAGUUCCACCAGCUGGCGGCCCUGGCGUCAUCCACCGCUUAUGCCCAGCCAGAUGGGGUAACCCAGAGGCGCGGAGUGGUGCGGGGAGAUAGCACCGGAGGAGAGGAAGGUUCACCUUCCCCAGGCCCGCAAAAGAUGGUGUUUCUGGAGGAGAGGAUGUCGGCGAUGGAGACCACCCUGGCAGUGAUGUCGAGGGCGAUGGAGCGCCUGGCGGUUUUGGCGGAGCCGGAGCGAGGAAGGGAACUCCGGGCUAGCUCAAUGUGGGACGUGAGCAUGGGAAGCAGCCAGGGCUUUGCAGACCUCCCAGCACCGAAGGGAAGGGAAAUGCGAAAGGAGCCCGGUGCCCGGCCCAAGAUCCAAACGAGCCUGACGCGGGUGGAGGAGAGUGACGACGAAGGGGAAAAGCCUCCGAGAAUCCCGGCUACGCUCCCAACUGAGACCCUGGUGCCCCUGGCGAAUGCCGGGCGUGGCACAGGACAAAGGGAAGCAGCAGCGGGGCCCACUGGCCCGCAAGGGGGCUUGCGACGGGCGGAGAAUUGGGGAUUGCCACCACAGGGACCCCUACCGAGACGAGAGGAACUAAGGAUCGAGUUUGGGGGAGAGUCCUCUGAACUGGAUUUUUUCCUGACCACGGUGAGGGGCUAUAUGGAGGACAAUGCCCACACUUUUAGAACGGAGUCCAGCCGGGUACGGGCCAUUGGUGCAGUGUUGAAGAGGGGAGCGGCCAGCUGGUACGUUCAACUACACGCGCGGCGCGACCCAUGUCUGGGGUCACUCCGACGCUUUAUGGGGGCCCUGGAGACCCGUUUCCGAGAUCCACUGGAGCAGAUCCGGGCGAGGGAGGAGUUGAAGACCGUCUCCCAGGGGCAGAGGUCGGUAUCUGAGUAUGCGGAGGAGUUCCAAUGCCUCGCUGAAAAGGUGCCGGAAUGGUCUGCAGUGACAAAGAUAGAACUCUUCAAAGAGGGGCUCAGGCGGGAGAUCCUCUCCUGGGCGGUGCAUCGUGAUGAGCCUGACACACUGCGCGGAUGGAUUCAGCUGGCGGGGCGCAUCGAGACAUCGCUGGCCCAGGCGAGGAGGCACCGAGGAGGGCUACAGCAGCGGCCGCAGAUGAAAGAGGGGAGCCGGAAGGAGGGAUCAACCCCAGCCGGGAGGAGAACGGAGCCGACAGGGAACGUGAGCACCAGCAGGAGGGGCUGCUUCGUGUGCGGCCGUUUGGGCCACAGGGCUGCCGAGUGCUGGCAGAGAAAAGGGGAAGGCGGAGGCCCGCCCAAACCAAGAGCCGUGGCAGGGAAACGCGCCGAGGAAGAACCACCGAUGAGGCACCACUCGGGGGGGUUGGACGAAGGGGAGGAGGACGCCAUGUCAGAACCCUGCUACUAGAGCCUGGAUGUGGCUCUGAGUUUCAGGGUCACUGACAUUGAUAAGACACCUGCGUCCCAGGACUCGGAGGAGAAACGGCUGAUGGACUUGGCGGGGAAUUUGCGCGGGGUUUUACUGAGCGGGAAGAGACUGUUCAAAUGAGGGGGAGGGUAUAUAAAGGAGGGUUGGCCGGAGCCUCCCAUUCUUGGCUUUUCUGAUGUUCAUGUUUCCUACAGUAAAAGUUCCUGGUGAUACCACA